AUGCUUAAUAACAAAGUUGGUCAUGUUUUGAAUUGCUCUUGGACAAGUAACAACGUAUCAAAGCUAAAACAUUGUAUUAUAGCCAUGGAAUUGCUUGUCAUGGCUGCAAACAUGGCAGGAAUUUGUGCUGGUCAAGUAUUGAGAACGAAUGAUGCUCUGAAGUAUCAUGAUGCAUUUUUAGCCGUAUCUGUCGUCAGCAUAUUUUCUUUGCUAGUAGUAGCAUGCAUAAAUGUUCAAUAUAUUUGGAGCAACCACAAAUUGGAGCAGAAGUAUCCAUUAGCAAAUAAUCAUGUAGGCAAAGAAAAUAUUACAGCAGAAACUAGAAAGAUUGAAAUGAUAAUACCGUUAUUAUCGUAG
Molecule: messenger RNA, 357 nt
Organism: Debaryomyces hansenii CBS767
Lineage: Eukaryota; Fungi; Ascomycota; Pichiomycetes; Serinales; Debaryomycetaceae
Product: DEHA2B16324p
Exons: 1
Coding region: 1-357 (118 amino acids)
Source: RefSeq, a predicted model, not a curated record